Pungitius pungitius (ninespine stickleback) is the source of this 2608-nucleotide messenger RNA. It is a transcript of the gene cd226, whose product is annotated as CD226 molecule. The record is from RefSeq and is a predicted model, not a curated record. The coding region runs from base 9 to 1199 and encodes 396 amino acids. Gene Ontology annotation, biological process: positive regulation of natural killer cell cytokine production; cytokine production; positive regulation of natural killer cell mediated cytotoxicity directed against tumor cell target. Lineage: Eukaryota; Metazoa; Chordata; Actinopteri; Perciformes; Gasterosteidae. The transcript is spliced from 6 exons. Gene Ontology annotation, cellular component: external side of plasma membrane.
GUUGUACCAUGAAGUGUCCCAGUUACUCAAGUGUUCCCCUGCAGCCAGAGAGCGAGCAGGAAGUGCAGCUCGGGUGCAUCUCGACUCGUCUCAUCAAUGCAGCUUUCAUUCUCCCUCGGUGGGGCAAGAUGGAAGCUGUACAAAAGGACCACUGGUACUUCGUGGUACUCGUCUUUCUUCCCUUUCUGGACGGUGCUGCCCAGCAGAUGAAGGUUCCUACUGUCCAUCUCAAAGAAGGGAUGGUCCUCGACUGUUUGUGCCCCUGGGGCGGCAACCUCAGCAUGGUGUCCUGGACCAAAGUGCCGGAAAAGCACCCGGUCGCCGUUUUCCACCCAGAGUACGGAGUGACCUUCUCCUACCAGUACCGGGAGAGGGUAGAGUUCCUGAGGGAAACGCCUAUGGAUGGAAGUAUUUCCAUGAAGAACGUAACCCACCAGGAUAUAGGGGUCUACCACUGCUCUGUUCAGACCUUCCCCCAAGGUCCCUGGACUAAGAACAUCCAGGUGGACGACUUAGACGAGCCCCCGGACGAAGACGACGUCCCGGCGACCCCCGGCCCGGCGACCCCCGGCCCGGAGGCCAUCGAGGCCGACGCGGAGCUGGUGGCGGAGACCGACGACAACGCGACCAUCCGCUGCGACCGCGAGGACAACAGCACCGCCUCCCAGGUAUUUUUGGAGAAGAUGCCCCACGGCCAGGCCUGGGGCAUCAUUGGCGUGUGCAAAAAAGUGGACGGGGGCCUGCUGAGCGAGGACUACAGCGACAGGGGCACAGUCAGCUGUGCGGACAACCUGGACGUCAGCCUGCACCUGACAGGUGUGACGCGGGAGGACGGCGCCUUCUACCGCUGCAACUUCAGCACGGAGGGCGGGUGGCGGACCACCACUGUGCUGCUCACGGUGUCCCCCCCAGGUGGAUUCAGCCUGUCUGUGUACAUGAUGUAUAUUUACAUCGGGGCUGGGUCAUCUGGGCUUAUUCUACUCAUCGCCAUCAUUGCACUAGCAGUGAAGUACAGGAAGAAGAACAGGAGAGAGGAGUACAGAGUCAAACUGCACCCGUCUCAGAGACAGUCGAACACCUACGUGAACGUCUCGGUGUGUUCAAGGAGCCCAAAGAAGUCAGGAGGGAUCAAAAAUUGCCCGGUCUAUGCCAACCUAGAGAGUGUGCGAUCUCACAAAGGCAAACGUAACCGAAAAUGAGCCUACGUGAAUAUGAUGUAUAAUGUAACAUCAAUGUAUUCACACUCCGUCACUUCCUUCACACUUUAAGGUGUUGCGUACGUUAUUUUCAAUGGAGGAAAUGUAUCUCACAUUAGUAUUCAGACCCUUUGCUCAUGUUCUCUCUAAGUUGUGGCCAGGUGCAUCCUGUUUGCUUUAAUUAUCUUUGAGCUGUAUCAAGAGCUUGAUUGGAGUGCACCUGUGGCCAAUUUCACUGAUUGGACAUAGUUUAGAAAAGGUCUCCCUCUGCGUGUCAGUUUUACCACACAAAUUUGUGCGCGAAAGGUGAAGGGAUCCGUAGACCUUUCGGAAUGAACAUUCAUUGACAAGUGUGGGUUCUAAUAAUUUCUUCUCCCCCCCCCCCCCCCACCAACACGCAGUGAGGGAUCACACUGAUUAAUAUUCACACCAUGGUUUGGCCUGAGUUAACAAGCUGCUGCUCAUGUUAGUCUCAGAGAGCUGUUUUUGUUUAACCCUGUUCCCACUAAUUAAAUGUAGUAUGUACUUUAUAAUUGCUACUGAGAAAAUAUUUGGUUCGUGGAAAAAAAUAUUUGACAGUAACCAUUAUGCAAAGAAAGUAAACAAAAGCCUGUAUAAUCACUCCUUUCACUUCCCCAACCCCCCUAAGUAAAACGAUUGACAAAAGCCUGUGUAAUUGCUCUCCUUUUACUUCCAUCCCUCCUGGUUUCCUUUCAUAGCUUGACAAUGGUGUCUAAUCAUCUAACGGGAAAGAAAGGCAGUCACUCAGCACUGUACCGCCACUUGAGACUGUCGCUUUUCCCCAAAGGGUUCUCCGUCUAGGAUAGCUGCAUUCUACUCCCAGCAUGCUCUUAUUGUGAAAGCUAAACUCUAAUUAUAUAAUCCUGUGCUUUACAGCUCUUUAUACUUUCUCUAUCAACUGUUUAUUGAUGAAUGUGUUGGUUCAUUUUUCUACUUUGCGUUUUGAAAAUGUAAUUGAAGGAAAAAAACUUUUUUUAUGAUGCGCUGUAUUUAUUUUUGUUUGAUUUCAAAGCUUGUCCUAUAGACUUCUGUAAACCAACAUUCAAGGUUCAUGGGAGAAUAUGUGUUGUUUAUGUGUAAUGUGAUUCAUUUAUAUCCAUAGAAAUGGAGGCAGUGGCAGAGGCAGUAAUGGAUAUGCAGGCUAUCCUGCUAGGAAACAAGACAGAUGUGGACAAGCUAGAAAUGCGGAGCAUAGAGGGACAAUAACGUUUGCAACCAUUUUCACCUUCGUUCUCUCAUCUCGCUGUUUCUGGCGAAACCCGUAGAAGCUGCAACUGUUCGCUUGACUGUGACACUUUUAAUGCUGUGUGUUAUCAGCAUUGCCCAAAACUGAUGAGUGUGAUUGUAAAUGAGUCCCACGUGUUCUAAAUAAAACCAUGUCAUAGCCUCUA